Anarrhichthys ocellatus (wolf-eel) is the source of this 1503-nucleotide messenger RNA. Its product is annotated as small cell adhesion glycoprotein homolog. The coding region runs from base 597 to 914 and encodes 105 amino acids. The transcript has 4 exons. NCBI's taxonomy places the organism in Eukaryota, Metazoa, Chordata, Actinopteri, Perciformes, Anarhichadidae. The record is from RefSeq and is a predicted model, not a curated record.
CAUGUCAUUUUCUUUAAAUUUAUUAAAUGCAAAAUAUUCAUAAAGGUUGUGCAGUUGUUGAGUAUUGUUGUGAGGGACUUAAAGAUCCUGAUUUCUCAUAAAGACUCAUAAGCCCACAAACUGAACGUUUAGAGACUAAACUUCAGGGAUUAAAUAUGCUUCUUUUGUUUGUUUUUUGAUGUUGGCCUCCAGACCUCCAGGAGGAAUAAAAACAGCCACAUAUUAAAACAACAUCUAUCACACUCUUCUCUGGUUGUUUUGAGGCAUUCUGGGAAAUGUAGGAAACCACAAACUCCUACAAACAAACAAGCUAAAAACAGGAGAGAAGAUGUGCAUGAAGGUGAGAUUAUUGAAACACAGGAUGAUGUAAUGUCAGCUGCACAGUUUCAGACAUCUGCAGGCUGUGUAGCAUCAGAGGGGCAGAGUCAGCCUCGUGAUUGGCUGGAGGGGGAACAGAUCUCGACCCUUGGGACCGACACCACACCCAUCUGUGUGUGUGUGUGUGUGCGUGUGUGUGUGUGUGCGUGUGUUGUUCAGCAUAUGCUCUGUUGUGUUUCUUCUUCCUCUUCUUCUUCUCAGAACUGGUUGACAUCAUCAUGGACCUGACUCCCGCCCCUGCACAGCCAGAAACCGAGCGUCCUCCUCCUCCUCCUCUGGAUCCUGUGACCGAGAUAGUGACGACGACCACGUAUACAAACAUCAACACCGACGAUGGAGCUUUUGCAGCUUUGAUUGGAGGGCUCGUCGGCUCCGCGCUGCUGCUGCUGAUCUGCAUCAUCGUGGUGUUGCUGUGGGAUUUCUACCGACGUAAAGGCUCGUACGUCACCAACGAGAUGGACGGCGACGACGACGAUGACGACGAGUGUGAUGCGGCGCUCCAAAGCAGGAAGUCUCUGACGACCAAAGAGGAUUAAAGACAAGAAAGCCUUUAAAAUAAGACUUUAGUUGCGAUGUCGAGGAUCAUAAAGAGCUGUUUUACACCGAGGAGGUUUUUUUAAAAGUAGCCAAUUCUAUAAAGCUGCAUGAAGCAACUUUGUACAUUUCUGGCCCCAAAAGUCUGCAAGACGAACUUCACUUCUCGAACAUCUUAGUUUGAGAUUAUCCGAUAAUAAUGGUGAAUGCACGUUGCAGCAGUUACAUCGUGAGGCUCAGAUUCACGUCUUUUAAAGGGAUUUUUCUUUCUGAAACCGGUUUCUAAUGUUGAUUGAUCACUUUCGUUCUUGCUAAUGAGACUAUUUGUCGGUAGAAAUAACUUUUAGGCUUAAAAAGAAAACAUGCACCACUGCAUUUUGAAUCAAAAGCAGAAUUAACUGCCCAGACGAAUCUUUUUACAGCCGGUCAACAUUUAGUCUGCUGCUUUUCUUUCUUCAUUUUUCAACCUGAACUCAACCCAAGUUGAUGCUUUUUAUAGAUUGUUGUUGUACUAUCAGAGUAUUUUUUUCAGUUUUCUAAUAAAUAACCAAAAAAUAAAGAUAAAACAGAAAGUCCAAAACGUCAAUAAUU